Molecule: messenger RNA, 414 nt
Organism: Phycomyces blakesleeanus NRRL 1555(-)
Lineage: Eukaryota; Fungi; Mucoromycota; Mucoromycetes; Mucorales; Phycomycetaceae
Exons: 3
Coding region: 1-414 (137 amino acids)
Source: RefSeq, a predicted model, not a curated record
AUGUCCACAGUUCAACGAUUUAUCCAAUGCAACCAAUUUGCUGUUGUUGGUGCUAGUCCUUCCAGGUCCAAAUUCGGUAACCGUAUUUUGCGAUGGUAUCAAUCUAAUCAUCUUCCUGUGAUUCCUGUUAAUCCCAAAGAGAACUCUAUAGAAACAUUGGACACAAUUGCUUCAAUCGAUGAACUAGCAGACCCCAAACACACCGGUCUUUCUAUUAUUACCCCUCCAAAAGUUACUCUCGAGAUACUUAAGAAGGCAAAGGCUCUCGGUAUUGAGAAUAUCUGGAUCCAACCAGGUGCAGAAGAUGCUGAAGUGCUCAACUAUUGCUCCCAAGCAAACUUGGAUGUGAUUGCAGGUGGACCUUGUCUUCUUGUUCAAGGCCCUGCUCUCUUACCUCAACGUAGCCGUCUCUAA